This is a messenger RNA of Arabis nemorensis, 528 nucleotides long. The record is from the annotation of a GenBank genome assembly. Lineage: Eukaryota; Viridiplantae; Streptophyta; Magnoliopsida; Brassicales; Brassicaceae.
AUGGGGAGCGAUCCGACUCGAGUGAUGGUGGCUGUGAACGAUUCGACGAUAAAGGGUUACCCUCACCCUUCGAUUAGUAGCAAAAGAGCAUUCGAAUGGACUCUGGAGAAGAUCGUCCGAUCAAACACUUCCGAUUUCAAGAUUCUAUUGAUCCAUGUCCAAGUGGUCGACGAAGACGGUUUUGAUGAAGUAGAUAGUGUAUAUGCUUCUCCUGAGGAUUUCCGAGAUUUGAGAGAGUCUAACAAGGCAAAAGGUCUUCACCUUCUCGAGUUUUUCGUUAAAAAAUGUCAUGAGAUUGGGGUUGGUUGCGAGGCCUGGAUUAAGAAAGGUGAUCCCAAGGAUGUGAUAUGCCAAGAAGUGAUUCGCGUCCGACCUGAUUUCCUGGUUUUGGGAAGUCGUGGUCUUGGCCGGUUCCAAAAGGUCUUUGUCGGGACUGUGAGUGCAUUCUGUGUGAAACAUGCUGAGUGUCCAGUCAUCACGAUCAAACGCAAUGCCGAUGAAACUCCCAGUGAUCCUGCUGAUGACUAA